AUGCCUGCGAAUGAGCAUGCCGUCGCCUCCUCCGCUUCGUCCAAACCACCAAGCCCAGACCGCAAUGUAAAAAGUGUAGUAUUGGGCAAUAUUCGUUUCAAGACCUGGUUCCACUCACUAUAUCCAGAGGAGCUGGUUGGAAAGGACACGGACAGAGUUUACGUCUGUCGCUGGUGUUUCCGGUACUCAUGCGACAAGGACGCGUAUCUAGGCCACACCCGCUUUUGCGAGCACAGGUCCAGCCCUCCUGGCACCAAAGUCUAUGAUUGGCGGGGGUAUUCCGUGUGGGAAAUCGAUGGAGAGGAUCAUAAGCUCUACGCGCAGAACCUGUCAUUGUUUGCCAAACUCUUCCUGGACCACAAAUCCGUUUUUUUCGACGUAUCCUCCUUCCUCUACUAUAUCCUCGUCUUCACCAACCCGCAAGACGCCAAUGAUUAUCAUGUUCUGGGAUACUUCUCAAAGGAGAAAAUGUCGUGGGACGCGAAUAACCUAGCCUGUAUCUUGAUUUUUCCCCCUUACCAACAUAAGCAGUUAGGCAAGCUGCUGAUGGGUGUAAGUUACAAACUUAGUGCGUGGGAGUGGGAAGGAGGAAUUAUUGGCGGCCCAGAACGGCCACUUAGUGAGAUGGGACGGAGGAGCUAUGUAAGAUUUUGGGAGGAGAGGAUCUCGAGGUUUUUCCUGCUGGGUCCGCCUGGUGCUGAACCUUAUGGCCGCAAUAUUGCAUCUGCAUCCACAUCAUCGUCGUGGUCGCCAAGGCCGAUGGGUGGUGGCUCAAAGGGUGCGAAAAGGAAAGCUGCCUGCGAGGAGAUGACGAUUCGCGAAAUCGGCCAGGCAACAGGAAUGCUGGUUGAGGACGUCAUUACGGCACUCAAAGAGAUGGGGAUCGUGGAGCCGGAAAAGCCGGGAAAGAAGCGUAAAAGAGCUCCCUUGUCGUCGACAGCAACUACGACGACAGCAACUGGGGUGGUAGAUAGCGAUGCUGCUGAAGCGGUAGUGAGGAAACAAAGUGUCUUGGAGUGGGCUAAGAUUCAUCGAGUUGACUUGAAGGAUCCCGUUGCGGAAGAAGGGUUUUUGGGUGAAUGGGCGCCUGAGGAUGAAGACCAGGAAGACGAGGAGACGGAUAGUGGAGAUUGA
Molecule: messenger RNA, 1134 nt
Organism: Histoplasma capsulatum G186AR
Lineage: Eukaryota; Fungi; Ascomycota; Eurotiomycetes; Onygenales; Ajellomycetaceae
Product: histone acetyltransferase Tip60
Exons: 1
Coding region: 1-1134 (377 amino acids)
Biological process (GO): regulation of DNA-templated transcription
Molecular function (GO): histone acetyltransferase activity
Source: RefSeq, a predicted model, not a curated record